Messenger RNA from Drosophila mojavensis, 2276 nucleotides. Its product is annotated as fringe glycosyltransferase. The transcript is spliced from 7 exons. Gene Ontology annotation, cellular component: Golgi membrane. Bases 275 to 1546 code for a protein of 423 amino acids. Gene Ontology annotation, biological process: pattern specification process; regulation of Notch signaling pathway. Lineage: Eukaryota; Metazoa; Arthropoda; Insecta; Diptera; Drosophilidae. The record is from RefSeq and is a predicted model, not a curated record. Gene Ontology annotation, molecular function: O-fucosylpeptide 3-beta-N-acetylglucosaminyltransferase activity.
GCGCAGUACAUCAGUUGCCCAGCAAACUCGCCCCAAGCAAGACGUACGCGCGCGUGUGGCUUGCAUAAUUCGUGAGUUUUACGUGAAAUACGCAAACGUUACAAAAAUUUCACAAGUGCAGAAUAAAACCUAGCUGGUUUCUCUAAUUAAAAUAAACUCGAUAGAAAUAUAAUAAAAUAAAAUAAACUAGAGUGCAGUGUUUACCGUUAACGAAUUGCAUAUCGUUUAUUCGAUUCGAUCGCACGAUCGAUGUUCGCGUAGAGGACGCUAGCAUAUGAUGAGCCUGACUGUUGUCUCGCUGCCGCAACGUUAUAAACGAAUCCUGCAAGCGAUGACACUCGCCGUUGCCGUCGUCUAUAUGACACUGCUGCUCUAUCAGAGCGCCUACGGAUAUCCGGGCCUGCAACUGCCGCAGUCGCAGUCGCAGCUGGAUGGCAAUGAACCUGCCACAACGACCACACAGCAGCAGCUGCUGCUGCCACAACAACAACAACAACAACAACAACACGCGCUGCCCCGCUCACUGCCACCCACACACUCGGCCUCUUCGCUGGCCACGCCCAUCACGCCCUCGCUGAUCAUACGCAAGGACAUACACAGCUUCAACUUCAGCGACAUCGAGGUCAGCGAACGACCCACAGCAACGCUGCUCACAGAGCUGGCGCGUCGGAGUCGCAAUGGCGAGCUGUUGCACGAUCUGUCGCAACGUGCGGUAACCGCCACGCCCCAGCCGCCCACCACGGAACUGGAUGACAUUUUCAUCAGCGUCAAGACAACGAAGAACUAUCACGAUACGCGACUGGCGCUGAUCAUCAAGACCUGGUUCCAAUUGGCGCGCGAUCAGACCUGGUUCUUCACAGACACCGACGACCACUACUAUCAGGAGAAGACAAAGGGACACUUGAUAAACACGAAAUGCUCCCAGGGCCACUUUCGCAAGGCUCUGUGCUGCAAAAUGUCCGCCGAACUGGAUAUCUUUCUCGAGAGCGGCAAAAAAUGGUUCUGUCACUUCGACGAUGACAACUAUGUCAAUGUGCCCCGUUUGGUGAAACUGCUGGACGAGUACAGCCCAACGGUGGACUGGUAUCUGGGCAAGCCGAGCAUAUCCUCGCCGCUGGAAAUACAUCUCGAUAACAAGAACACGACGACCAACAAGAAGAUCACCUUUUGGUUUGCCACAGGCGGCGCUGGCUUCUGCCUGAGUCGAGCCCUGACUCUGAAGAUGCUGCCCAUAGCAGGUGGCGGCAAAUUCAUUAGCAUCGGCGACAAGAUACGCUUUCCAGACGACGUCACAAUGGGCUUCAUCAUAGAGCAUUUGCUGAAGGUGCCGUUGACUGUUGUCGAUAAUUUCCACUCGCAUUUGGAGCCCAUGGAGCUUAUACGCUCCGAUACAUUCCAGGAUCAGGUGUCCUUCAGCUAUGCCCACAUGAAGAAUCAAUGGAAUGUGAUCAAAGUGGAUGGCUUCGACCUGAAGACGGACCCAAAGCGUUUCUAUUCACUGCACUGUCAACUCUUUCCCUACUUCAGCUUCUGCCCGCCCAGAUAAAACGUAGAUCGAUAAAUGUAUCGGGUGUCUCCCAUUGGCUGUUGCCGACGUUGCGAUCGGUUCUGAACCCAAAGUUGUUUGGCAAACGUCGAAAAAAGAUUAGGAGAAAGCAGAAAAACAAAAUCUCAUCACUGUGAUUUAAUAUUUAAGUAAGCGAAUAUGAAUGAUACAUCGAUAACAAUCGAUAACAGCUAAAAUGAUAAACAGAUGGUUCUUUGUACAUAUAUAUAAAUAUCGAAUUCAACUCGAAAGUUGUGCUUCCUAGAGAUUCAUAAGUUAAUCAAGAACUUGCCUUCCAAAAAAAGCAUAUAAAUAUAUACAUAAAUAUAUCGAUAAAUAGAUUAUUCAAGUUUUUAACUAUUAUCUCUUAAGCUCUGCAAUUACAGCAAUUCAACACUUUCCAAGUGCUUCCUUUAUAUUGUAGCGUUACGUACACUCUUCCAUUGAAGCUAAUAGCUUAGUUCAAUUAAUGGUCUAGUCUAUGUUUAAGUUGAGUUUAGAGUUUAGUGCGCAGAUAUGGACAUAUCAUAUUCAUAACAUCAAUUAAGGGUUCUCUGAACUCUUAAAGACAGUCUCCAGAAUAUGCCUUAUCUGCGAUGUGCGUGUAUAUAGAUAUAUAUAAAAACAAAUGUAUUUGUAAUCUGUAGUCUAAUCUCUAAGAAAUGUUUAAACUAUUUUUGUUAAUUUUUAGUUUGCCUAAAUAAAAUCUGAUCAAAUAACAUAAAAAGAA